Aspergillus wentii DTO 134E9 is the source of this 968-nucleotide messenger RNA. RefSeq names its product MBL fold metallo-hydrolase. Bases 71 to 898 code for a protein of 275 amino acids. The transcript has a single exon. Lineage: Eukaryota; Fungi; Ascomycota; Eurotiomycetes; Eurotiales; Aspergillaceae. The record is from RefSeq and is a predicted model, not a curated record.
CAAGAGGGAGGACAUGUUGAAUUGGAUUUGUAAGUGAGAUAGUUAGAUGUGGGAGGAAGGGAAGAAUAUUAUGGGACGAAACCUCCCACUUCCAGAAGAACAAAAACAAAAGUUGAUCUUUAAUUACUCCAUUAUGGUCCCCAGUACCUUCCAGAGCGUGGUCUCAAUAACCCACAUCACCACCGCCGCCCUCUUACAAAUCGACGAUGUAGUCUUCCUCACCGAUCCCGUCUUCGGCAAAGCAGGCAUCAAACAUGACCUUUCUCAUCUCUUCCCAAAUACCACAGAGCCUAUCUUCACCAGCAGUCUCGAAAUCCCAGCUCUGAGACUAGAUCAGCCCCCCCACAUCGACGCCAUCCUACUCAGCCACGAAGACCACUGCGACAACCUUGAUCCGACUGGGCGACAGCUCCUCGACGGCAGGAAGUUGGUUACAACGAUCAACGGUGCAAAGAAUCUAGCUUCACGACCGGGUGCUUUGGGGGCAAAGCCGUGGGAAACGCAGACGCAUUUUAUUCAGGGCGUUGAGUAUCAAGUUACAGGUACGCCGUGCGUGCAUCUUCCUGGUGGAGAAGUCACUGGGUUGAUCCUGCGCACUGAACUAUUUGGAUAUAGCACAGAUGACCUUCCGACUGCUAUCUGGGUAUCAGGCGAUACGAUCUAUCUAGAGGAGCUGGUCGAGAUGAAGAAGAAGUUCCAUAUCGUUAUGGCCGUGGUGAAUCUGGGUGCCGCCAAGGUGGAGUAUUCAGGUGCAAGUAAGCCAUUGCUGAUUGGCAUGGGAGGAAAUGAUGCUGCACGGUUAGUGCGGGAAAUUGGAAUUGGUAUUACCGUGCCUGUUCAUUAUGAGUCUUGGGGUCAUUUUUACCGAGUUUGGAGGGGAGUUGAGGAAGGCUUAUGAGGCCGAGGGAGUACUGGCUAAAGCGUGCUGGAUGGAUGUGAGGGAAAGAAUCGGAUUGUGUAGAUAAAUG